This is a messenger RNA of Mesocestoides corti, 315 nucleotides long. NCBI's taxonomy places the organism in Eukaryota, Metazoa, Platyhelminthes, Cestoda, Cyclophyllidea, Mesocestoididae. The record is from the annotation of a GenBank genome assembly.
AUGUCAUCAGGUGAUUCAAAUUCAGAGAUCAACCAACGCAUUGAAAGAAUUCAAAAUCACACAAACGUACAGGGUCUUAUUUUAGUAAACACAGAGGGUAAUCCAAUUCGUUCGAAUAUGGACAAUUCAACCUCACUACAAUAUACGCGACACGCGGAAGAGUUGAAGACAAUGACACAGCAUGUAGUACGAGAUCUUGACCCACAAGACGACUUGCUUGUACUGCGACUUCGGACCCGUUUAAAUGAAGUGAUUAUAUUACCAGGUAGGUGCAGCACCAUGUACGACUUAAGCGUUCUCAUUCAUCCGAAGUGA